This is a messenger RNA of Spinacia oleracea (spinach), 1637 nucleotides long. RefSeq names its product protein DETOXIFICATION 35. Lineage: Eukaryota; Viridiplantae; Streptophyta; Magnoliopsida; Caryophyllales; Amaranthaceae. The record is from RefSeq and is a predicted model, not a curated record. The transcript is spliced from 6 exons. Bases 809 to 1138 code for a protein of 109 amino acids.
UAUACUUUUCAUUUGUAAAUACUUUUCAUUUGUAAAUUUUUAAAAUUUUGUGCUUAAUUUUCAUCCUCUUUAAACCAAAAUUGGUGGUUGGAUUAUACAAUUCAAUAUCAGAGAAACACGAAACCCCAAUUAAUUGUUUAAUUUCUUAAUUGUUUUGCUUAAUUUUGCCCCUUUUCUCACCAUUGUUUCGGGUGGAAGAGGAUGAGUGUGGUUGUGGAUAUCAGCGGUGCAAUUAGCGGGGUUAAGUAAAGGUUUAAGUGACAUGUGGUUUUUUUUUGAAAUCAUUGGAAUUUGCCCCCUGAUUACUUAAUUUUGAUUAUAUUCAAAAUUAGAAGAUGUGGGUCUAACAGUUUGGAUAAGAGGAGAGAAUACAAGUAUUCAGCUAGCUUUGUCUUGACAAUUAGUCAGUCUUAAACAACAUUUCUAUGUGAAGGCUUUGCAAGUAAAAUAAAAGUGAAUGAGUUUUCAAACUGUAUCAUCAAGGGAUUUCCUGUGACUCAUGUGCCGUUGUAAUAUGAAGCUAAUUUUAGAUAUUUGGAGGGUGAAGCUGGUUUCUACAAAGAUUUAACUGUUGGGUGUGGAAAAUAAUGCACUGUGUUUUGUGUAUGAGAUGAUAUGUCAUCUCUAACUUACGAAGAGAGCAUGAAUCUAAAUGGACUACAAGCUAUGCUGCUAUAUAUGGUAUUCAUCGGAAUAAAUGCUGCUGUAAGUGUUCGUGCUCAAAUGAGCUCGGAUUCCAGCAUCCAAGGGCGACCAGAUAUAGUGUGUACGUUGCAGUCUUCCAGUCUCUCCUCAUCGGGCUUUUGUGAUGGCUCUUAUCCUCGUUUCUAGAGACUAUUUUGCCGUUAUUUACACUGACAGCGAGGAAUUGCAGCAAGCAGUUUCUAAAUUAGCCUGGCUUCUUGGUGUGACAAUGGUUCUUAACAGUGUUCAGCCUGUCAUUUCAGGAGUUGCCAUUGGAGGAGGAUGGAAAGCGACUGUGGCAAAUAUAAAUUUGGGAUUAUGGGGCGGUAUGAUAGCUGGAACCCUCUUGCAGAAACUCAUUCUACUCUUCAUCCUUUACAAAACUAAUUGGAAUAAAGAGGUGGAGGAAACAAGCAGCCGAAUGCAGAAAUGGGGUGGGCAGGACAUCAAUUAAUGCAGAUAACAAGGGUGAUAACAUAUGAAUGACUUGCUUCAACUGACAUUGAAUUUCUGUUCUUGCAUCACUUGAGCUUCAGUUAAUAGCAGAUAAUUUGGAUGUUUUGACUAGAACUUAUGCUGUCCACGACAAAGAGGUGAGCUAACCACUGUGACAGGGAAAACCAUAGUUUCAUGAUAAUGCCGAAUCACCAAGUCUCCAUUUUUGAGCAUCUUUUCACCUUUCAAAGUUUACUGAAUUGUUGGAGGGUCGGUGCUGCCACAGACGUUGCUUCUCUAGAAACCUCAGCAAGAUCAUCGCCUUUCCUCUUUUUGCUAUAAUUUUAUGAUAAUGUUGAAUCACCAAGUCUCCAUUGUUUGAGCAUCUUCUCACCUUUCAAAGUUUACUGAACUUCUGGAGGGUCGGUGCUGCAAAAUGAUCACCUUUCCUCUUUUGAAUGUAAUUUUGUUACUGAUUAUCUGCAAUACAUGUACUCCUGAAACAUGUUACCAGAGUA